Molecule: messenger RNA, 6296 nt
Organism: Menidia menidia (Atlantic silverside)
Lineage: Eukaryota; Metazoa; Chordata; Actinopteri; Atheriniformes; Atherinopsidae
Source: the annotation of a GenBank genome assembly
GCGGAGUUUACAGGCCCUAUCGAUACACUAUAGCUGCAUACAUAAUCACUUACAAAUAAUAAAGCCUCGCUUGUAAGUCAUUUUCAUGGAGUACUACCGUUGACACAUAUGGAGUGUCAAGAGGAAAAGCCAAUAAUUUAUACAAUGGAAAACAAGCCGAUUGUGACAUGUGCAGGAGAUCAGGGCUUGUUCACAUCUCUCUAUACCUCAUUGGUUCAACAACUUCCUAGGGAACCAAUGGAAUGGAGACGAACCUAUGGCCGUGCACCGAAAAUGAUCCACUUAGAAGCUAAUUUUGUCCAGUUUAAAGAGGAGCUCCUUCCUAAAGAGGGUAACAAGGCUCUUCUCACCUUUCCUUUCCUUCACAUCUAUUGGACGGACUGCUGUGACACAGAGGUAUAUAAGAGCUCAGUGAAGGAGGAUAUGAUGCGUUGGCAAAACAGCCUGCGGACCCACAACUCAGCAGACUGGGUCAUCAUUGUUGUCGAGACCAGUGACACAAAGAAAAAAAACAAGACGAACAUCCUGCCUCGGUCUUCCAUCGUAGACAAAAUCCGCAGUGACUUUUGCAACAAGCAGAACGACAGGUGUGUAGUUCUGUCAGAUCCUUUAAAGGACUCAUCUCGGUCAGUGGAAUCCUGGAAUUCUUUGCUCUUGAAGCUGAGAACUCUCCUCCUAAUGUCGUUCACCAAGAACCUGGGCCGCUUUGAAGAUGACAUGCGUACUCUCCGAGAAAAACGUACUCAACCAGGCUGGAGCUUCUGUGAAUACUUCAUGGUUCAGGAGGAGCUGGCUUUUGUUUUUGAAAUGCUACAACAGUUUGAGGAUGCCUUGGUCCAGUAUGAUGAACUGGAUGCUCUUUUUACUCAAUAUGUGCUUAACUUUGGGGCAGGAGAUAUGGCGAACUGGCUCGGCUCAUUCUGCGCUCCGGUACGUAACUGGAGUGGCUUACUGCUACGGCGACCGAUUGACAUGGAAAAGAGGGAUAGUAUCCAACGUGGAGAGGCCAACUUGUUAGACCUGAGGAGCUACUUGUUUUCUCGUCAAUGCACUUUACUCAUCUUCCUCCAGAGACCUUGGGAGGUCACUCAGAGAGCUUUAGAGCUACUCCACAACUGUAUACAGGAGCUACAUCUGCUGGAGGUUCCCGUUGUUGAAGGAGCACUAGACUGUUGGGUGUUCCUAAGCUGCUUAGAGGUUCUGCACAGGAUCGAAGGUUGCUGUGAUCAGGCACAGUUAGCUUCAAACUGCUCCCACACUGUUGGCCUUUGGGCCUAUGCCACUGACAAGCUGAAGUCUCUUGGGGAACUCUGUGGCCUGGUAUCAGAGAAAGGGCCCACAUCUGAGGACUUGAACAGGACUGUGGAUCUGCUGGCAGGAUUGGGGGAUGAGAGAGCUGAGACUGUCAACAGUCUGCAGAGUCCUUAUAAAAAGCUAAAAGAAGCUUUGUCAUCUGUGGAAGCUUUUGAAAGGCACUAUCUUGAACUCUCUCAUGCUGCCUUGGAAAUGUAUCAGGCUAUCGGCCGUCUGAGGUCUGCCAGGCUGGUGGGGAAAAGUCUGGCUGAAUUCUACAUGAGGAAGGGGGACCCCAAGCGGGCAGAAACCUUCUUUCAAGAAGCUCUAAAGUCUUAUGUUUCGGAGGGUUGGCGCCUCCCUGUGACCCACACCAGGAGACAAAUUGCUGAGUGUCAGAAACUGCAGGCAAGAACUGAGGACUAUCUGCAAACCAGUGCCUUAUUGGCUGGUGACACAAACCUGUCAACUGAGGAGAGGGAGCAUUUCUGUCAGGAAAUUCUCAACUUUGCUGGAAAGUCUGGAGACCAAUCUCACAAAGUGACUCUCAGCAUGGGUGUGUUUGCUCAGCUCACACGAUUACAGUUCCAUCCAGCAACAGCUUCCGUGCACUCUGGAGCUGUUCUGCAGGUUGAGCUCACAAUGAACUGCUUAAUGCCAAUUUCCAUGAGCAUACAGCAGCUAGCUGCAAGCAUUCACUUUGAUGUGGAUCAUGGGGGGACUCAUGGAAGGUCCAAGUUAGAUCAAAGGCAAAUAAACGCUGGAACAGUGGAGUUCAGCCAGGAUAACUCAUCCGUUGGUCUUCGCUCCUCUGCUGCUGCUGGCCCUUCAUUAGAGCUGGAUGAGAUUCAGGACAGGAGUCCUUCAGACAAUUUUCUCAAUUCUACAGGAGUCGUAUGUAAAAACACUCACCUGGUAAUGCGUUGCCAUGACAGCAUUUCACCACCGAAUACACCCAACUCUGUCAGCCCUUCCACUGUUGCCAUGAAGGAAGGAGGGCAGAUGCUAAAGGUGCAAGAUAUCAUUUUAAAACCUGGAAACAACAGCAUCAUCUUCACGGCACCAAGUGGACAACCAGGUACUUACACAUUACGACAGCUGUGCGCCACAGUAGGUGAAAUACAGUUUGUUCAAUCACAUAUCUACCCAACUAUCCGGUAUGAAGUAUAUUCUCAGGAACCCCAGCUCACCGUUGACCCUGUCUCAGAGCCUCUGUUAGCUGGUCUUCCUCAGAUGAUAAAGUUUACUCUUCUUACUGGUCACUGUGCUGUGAAAAAAGGAGAUGCACUGCAACUAAGCAACACAGACACUAUGCCCUUCCUUCCCUCCACCAGCUGCACUGCCCGCAUCAGUUGCCAAACUUCUGAUGUGGUAGGUGAAAGCAUCCUGUCCAUCCAGUCGUCUGAAAAGGUGACCAGCAUCAGUUUACCUCCCACCCCUCCCUACCACAUUCUGGAGUUCCAGUUGGAGGUUUUGUGCAUCAUACCAUCUGGGUUGGACAGUGUGGCCAAUGAACGGCUUACAAACGGGGAGGUUCGCCAUCGCCCACGUAGUUACAGUCAUCCUGACACACCGAUGACUGCUGUUGACCAGAGGAUGUCUGUUGACUGCCCAUGGUCUAUUUACUCCACGCUGCUCUCCCUCACCUUUUACAUCCCUUUUAAGACCAAACACUCACUGCUUUCUGCUGGUAACAGAAAAUACAUCCAAGUGUGUGUGCAAAAUGUGUCGGAUGUCAGCUUUACAUUAGCAGACGUGAAACUGACAGAGAAACAGCAUGCAUCUUUGGAGCUACAGUCCUUGAACACUAAAACACAUCAGCUUCUGUGCAGUAAGCACAGUGUGUUCUGCUUGUGGGAGGUGAGGUGGAAGGAUGAGCUGCCCUCGUGUCUGCAGUGUGUGUUCUCUGCCAACUUCUCUCCUGUCAACAAAGACAUCUCUGCCUUCAAACCCUUCCACUACCAGUUCCAGCUCGAGGGAGUCACUACAUUGUACAGUGUGAGAGGGAAGAUAUCGCCUCCUGCUGGUGAACAGCACUGUCGUUCUGGUUUCCUCUGUGGGUUCGAGGUAUCUAUAACACGACUGACGGAACCUGCCGAGGGAGAGGUAGCAGAGGACAGCAAGACUGACGGUGACUGCCUGAAAACCACCAAACUCAUGUAUGAAGUGGCCGACAGCAGCAGCAACUGGGCAGUUUGUGGGAAGAGUUCGGGGAUGGUGUUGAUGCCUAUGAAAGCGAAUUGCACACACAAGGUUCAGAUUGAGGUGAUGCCUCUGUUUGCCGGACACCUGCCUUUCCCCAAGAUCAAAGUGCUCAAGUACCUGCCCCACAGUGCUGCCGUGGCCAUUCAAUCAGACCCUGACAGCUGCGUGGAGAAUGACAGUUUGUCACUGCUGGACAAGACACUGGAUGACCAGGGGGAUACAGCAAGCAUCCGCAGCCGGGGCAGCAUCCAUUCUGUGGGUAGUGGUGACCAGCAGCAGAAGAGCAUAGCUAUGCCGCGUCUGGAGCCCUUCAGUCCCGGACAGGUGUUCAAUCAUAGCUACGGGCAACAAAUUGUAGUGUUGCCAGCCACCGAUGACCACAUCAUGGAGGUCAACGCUACAUGACCCUGGAGUUUUUAUUGUGCGCGCCUUCCCUGUAGGACUUAGCCCAGUCUCUGGAUGGACUUUACUGAGCUCCGGGGCUGAUCAGGUCCAUGAGUGCGUGCAGCGUCUAACACUGCAGGUUGCCACAAUGGACUCAUUCCUGAGCAUGAAACUUUCACAUAACUGGAGACAUUAUGGAUGGAAUGGUGAAGAAUGAAUGACAACUGCUGAGAAAUUUAUGGGUGAAAAAUAUUGCCAUAGUUUGUGUAAAAGUAAUUGAAAAAUCUCUUUCUCUCACCAAAUACAUAUAUAGUGUGCGUGUGUGUAUAUAUACUUUCAUGUGUAUAUAUAUAUAUAUAUAUAUACACACACAUACAUAUAUAUAUGUGGCUGUAUAUAUGUAUGCAUAUAUAUGUGUGUGUGUGUGUGUGUGUGUGUGUGUGUGUGUAUAUAUACACACAUACAGUUAUGAAUCUUAUUUGCGCCUUUUGUGCUGUUUCGAUUUGAAGGGAAAAACACACUUAUUGUUCCACAAUGAACCAAAGCUCCAAAUCUGUGCAUGCCGUCAUCAAUUACUUAGAUACUUUCGGUCUGAAUACAUGCAAUGAGCUGAGCCACACGGGUGGUUUUUGUAUUUCAUACUUUGCCAUGAUGAUUAUAAAGCAGAAUGGGCUGCUUUUUUCAUAUGAGAAAACAUGUCAUCCAAAACAUCACUUUCAGGACAUAUCUGUAAAUGUUAAGACUCUUCUGCCAAGCCAUUCCCACACAAAAACUUCCUCUCAUUGGACAUUAAAGUAAUAUGUAACCAGGCCAUAUAAAACUGGCAAGUCAAUGGUGGACCUGACAGAUGUGGAGCACCUGGAAUGAAGCUGUUUUGUUUAAAAAAAUAAAAUAAAAUAAAACUUGAGAUAGAGAGCACUUAAGAUGGAAACUGGUUCACAGAAAAAUUUACAGUGUGCCAUGUAACAAUUAUUGACAGCACUUAUCUGAUCUUUUACGGUGAACAUUUUAAAAACAAGUCCAUGUUUUUGUUUUUCAAGAUAACUAUCAUUACGGUGCUUUGGUGUAGUCAUGUUAGUUGGAGCCUUUAUUUCAAACAAUAUAAAUUAAUUUUAAAUUGAAUUAUUGGAAGAUUUGCUACAUUUUCAACAACCGAUGUUGGUGCUUGCUGGUUAUUAAACUACUAGAUCCAGCUUGUCCUGCUUGUUUAGAAAUUUAAUCUUUGCAUGGGGUGAAAGGUAAGUUUCUGAUUUUUUUCUUUUCUUUUCUUGGUUUAAUAUAUAAGGUAAUAAUUUGUAACAAAUAGUCAGAAGAAAUAUUAAAACGCAUCCGAGGGGAAAGUGCUCUGCCUUCUCUAAUGUGGACAAAAUAUCCACUUUAGUUUUCAGAUUUUUUACCUGCAGGAUUGAAAGUCUUUCAUUACGGAUAUGUCUUCCAUUAAGUGGAAAAGAUCUAUUCAGUAACUGUUUUUAACAAAAACAUGUGUCACGGUAAACAUUAGCACAAAACUCUCAUAGAGAAACCCACUGAUGAUAUCAGGCUAAAGCUGAGUGUGUAUAUUUGUUUUUUUUCCCACUGUCGGUUUGUGUAAGUAUGAAGGAUUGUGUGAGCGUGCACGAUCAAGUGAGACUUUUACUUCAGGAUCUGUCAGUGCGCGUUGUCAUCAUAUUUGUUGUCCGUGUAUUGUUGCUAUACAGUGCUGCAUAUUUAUGCUGUGUGUGUGUGUGUUUCUCGCCAAAUAUGUCUUCAAGCUAUGCACAAAUACUGCUAAUAUUGAAAGAAUGAAAUGAAGAAGUUUGCAUUCACUAAUUCAUGUAUUUGAAGGGAAGAAUAUGACACUCCACCCAAUAUGUUUCACUACAGUGUCCUGCUCUUCUCUGACCACUGAACAUAAAUAUCUGUAAAUAAUGAUUCAAAUCAAAAUCUUCUUUGAUUGCCAACUAUAUAUAAAAAAAUUAAUGAGUGAGAAACUUAUUUUCACAACUGCAAAUUUUAUCUGAGGGGACUCUCAAGAGCACAUCAUCUUUUACACAAGCAUGAAAUCAAAGUAACAUCAGUAAAUGCUAGCAAUGUAGUAUUUUAUGGUCAAUAUUGCACCACCCAUAAAUGCAUUGUUAAAUUUCUAAUUAGCCACAUUGUUUAAAAGUGAAGUAAGUUUAAAGGAAGAAUACAUUUUAAUAUUUGGGUUUUUCACACCCGAGGUUACAAUAUGUACUGAGCUAUUUGAUCUCAGCUACCCUCUGUUCACACACACACAAACUUUUACACCAGCGAGUAAAACCUUCAGUUUCACCAUUUUCAUAAAUUCAGUUUUGUGUUUUGUGAUCUUUCCGUUAUCUGGCCCAUCUCGUGUGUAAGCAGCUGCCAUAUCCAGGAAACAGAUAUCCUCUCAACCUUUAAGAUUAGGCUUAAAA